ACUUUUAUUUUGUUAGGCCCCACCGGAAGCUUCUCAGCUUUUAAUUCAUGUUACUUUGAAAGUAAUUUCAGAAGUGUUUAUAUAUUUAUAUUAAGAUUUUUUUUAAAUUAAGAAUGACUAAAUCUGGCAUAUUUUUAUUUCCCUAAACAUAAUUGUUUUUAAAUGUAUUUUUGUUUUAUUUGUGUAUUUUAAAUUCCGGUUACUCGUGACAUGGGCUUUUAUUCUGUGGAGAAACCGGAAGUUGGGCGUGUCACUGCGCAGUGCUUUACUCGGCGGCGCAAAGAGGGGGCGUGUCGUUAGCCGUUAGCCUCCCGUUGCUAACUCGGAGCUUUAAGUUUCACUUUCUGCUGAUCGGGAAAACCCGCGGUUCGAAACGCCGCUUCCUCGGAAACGAAACCGCCGGCGGUGGGAGUCGCGCCUGACCGCGGCCUCCCCUCUAAUGCCCGCUCUGGAGCUCACGCAGCGGCGACAUCCAGAGCUUUGAGUCCGCGGCGCGUGAAAGUUUGGUCCCGCCGGCGCAGGCGGCGUCGUUCCGCCGUUAGCUUUAGCGGCUAGCCCCGCUAGCAUGGAGAGCGGCGGAAACAUGCAGAGCAGCGAGGAGAGGAGCGUGGAGAAAGCCAUGGAUGCUUACCUGAAGUCCAUCGGUCUACACCGGAAAAAGAUCGCCAAAGACGGCUCGUGCUUGUUCCGCGCGGUGGCGGAGCAGGUGCUGCACUGUCAGAGCCUUCACCAUGAAGUUCGAGCUAAAUGUGUGGACUUCCUGAUGCAGAACAGAGACAGCUACGAGGCGUUCAUUGAAGGCGACUUCGAGGAGUACCUGUCCAAGCUGCGGGACCCCCAGCAGUGGGUGGGGGAGGUGGAGAUCAACGCGCUGGCCGUCAUGUACAAGAGGGACUUCCUGAUCUUCCAGGAACCGGGAAAACCGGCCGUCCACAUCACAGACAACGACUUCAAGGACAAGGUCCGGUUGUGUUUCCUGAACGGAAAUCACUACGACUCUGUUUAUCCCGUCAGUCACAUCCGGAGCACCGCCCUCUGCCAGUCCAUCCUGUACGAGCUGCUGUACGAAGGUGUGUUCAAGGUGGACCGCAGCGCUCUGAACAUCUGCCAGCGCGUCAGCCGACCGUCCGACUUUCUGAGUGACGACGGCAUGGCGGUCUGCAGCAGCGACGAGUCCGACCUGGAGACCAACGACCCGCUGUGGGUUGAAGACCAGACGAGCCAGACGUCCUGGAAACAGAGCAACCAGAGCUACAGGGGUCGUGGUCGCGGUCGACAGUUGCCGGAGAGAGUCAAACGGUCCCUGAACCCGACGUUGCUCCGGAACGUGGAGUACGACGUCUGGAACAGAAGCAAACGAGCUCAGCAGAAGCUGGAUUACUCCAUCGCCGCCGGGAUGCAGUUCACGGUGGGAGAUCACUGUCAGGUUCGUCUGGAGAACGGUGGGCGGAGCUACAGCGCCACGGUGAAAGAGGUUCCUCAUGACAACAGCAUGGUGACGGUGGUCAUCGAGGAGCUGGGCAGGAAGCCGUUCACCGUUCCUGUGUGGAGUCUCCGCCCCCCUAGCAAGGAGGGCAGCUGGAGCACCGUCUGCCACCGCGACAAGAGGCUGAGCAACGGGCACGGAGAGCCGGACGACAGGGGCAGAGGCAGGGGGAGGGGCAAGUCGACGCCGACGGCCGCUGGUUCUCCAGCAUCGGCGCCAGGCUCCGGUGGGCGUGUGCAGAAGCAGCACUCGUGGCCCAUGCAGACCUUGGGGGAGGAGCCUAAACCCACCAGGAAGUCGGUGAGUGCUGCUGAGGCGGCGUUUGGUGUGACUGAGGAGGAGCGUCUGGCCAAAGAGGAGGAGGAGAGGAACGUGGCGCUGGUGGAGAUCCAGCUCCGGGACGAGAACAGUUUCCCUGCACUCGGAAGUCAAACUGCGUCUUCGUCUGAAGGAGGGAGGAGGAAGGGAGCUCCCCGGCGUGGUCCCCCUGCAGCAGCUGUCGCAGGUCUACCAGGACCCCCUGUACCCCGGAUUCCCCCAGGGGGAAAAGGGGGAGGUGGUGCAGGUCCCACCGUACUCCCUCAACAAGUCGGGAGAAGAUCUGCCGAAAGACGUCAACAUCUUGAGGUUUUUCUUCAACUUAGGCGUGAAGGCUUACUCCAUGUCCAUGUACC
Oryzias melastigma (Indian medaka) is the source of this 2160-nucleotide messenger RNA. It is a transcript of the gene otud4, whose product is annotated as OTU deubiquitinase 4. Gene Ontology annotation, molecular function: cysteine-type deubiquitinase activity; K63-linked deubiquitinase activity. Gene Ontology annotation, biological process: negative regulation of toll-like receptor signaling pathway; negative regulation of interleukin-1-mediated signaling pathway; regulation of protein K48-linked deubiquitination. NCBI's taxonomy places the organism in Eukaryota, Metazoa, Chordata, Actinopteri, Beloniformes, Adrianichthyidae. The record is from RefSeq and is a predicted model, not a curated record.